GUUGCGGGAGCGAGGCUGGCCUCUUGCCCGGCCGCGGUGACAGUCGCCCGGCGCCCAGGUGGGACACUGAGGGCUGGAGGUCCUGGAAUUCACUCUGUGGGGACAGACCUGAACCCGGGUGAUGGCAAGCCAGGAAGAGGGAACUGCAAGAACAGGAAUGAAGGUACCCGGCAAGGCUACGCAGAGGACCCCUUGACUGGGGCGAUGGAGGGAGGCCCAGCCAUCUGUUGCCCGGACCCCCGAGCAGAGCUGGUGGAACGGGUGGCAGCCAUUGAUGUAGCCCAUUUGGAAGAGGAAGAUGCAGGCCCCGAGCCUGCCAGGAACGGUGUGGACCCUCCGCAGCGGGCCAGGGCUGCCUCUGUGAUCCCUGGCAGUGCAUCAAGACCCCCGCCAGUGCGGCCCAGCCUCUCAGCUAGGAAGUUCUCCCUGCAGGAGCGGCCCGCAGGAAGCUGCCUGGAGGCCCAGGCUGGACCUUAUGCCACGGGGCCUGCCAGCCACAUCUCUCCCCGGGCCUGGCGGAGGCCCACCAUUGAGUCCCACCAUGUGGCCAUCUCAGAUGCAGAGGACUGUGUGCAGCUGAACCAGUACAAGCUGCAGAGUGAGAUUGGCAAGGGUGCCUAUGGUGUGGUGAGACUGGCCUACAAUGAGAGUGAAGAUAGACACUACGCAAUGAAGGUUCUUUCCAAAAAGAAGUUACUGAAGCAGUAUGGUUUUCCACGUCGCCCUCCCCCAAGAGGGUCCCAGGCUGCCCAAGGAGGGCCAGCCAAGCAGCUGCUGCCCCUAGAGCGGGUCUACCAGGAGAUUGCCAUCCUGAAGAAGCUGGACCAUGUGAAUGUGGUCAAACUGAUUGAGGUCCUGGACGACCCUGCUGAGGACAAUCUCUAUUUGGUGUUUGACCUUCUGAGAAAGGGGCCUGUCAUGGAAGUGCCCUGCGACAAACCCUUGUCUGAGGAGCAAGCUCGCCUCUACCUGCGGGACAUCAUCCUGGGCCUCGAGUACUUGCACUGCCAGAAGAUCAUCCACAGGGACAUCAAGCCGUCCAACCUGCUCCUGGGGGAUGACGGACAUGUGAAGAUCGCCGACUUUGGCGUCAGCAACCAGUUUGAGGGGAACGAUGCCCAGCUGUCCAGCACGGCAGGGACCCCUGCAUUCAUGGCUCCUGAGGCCAUUUCUGAUUCUGGCCAGAGCUUCAGUGGAAAGGCCUUGGAUGUGUGGGCCACUGGAGUCACGCUGUACUGUUUUGUCUAUGGGAAGUGUCCAUUCAUCGAUGAUUAUAUCCUGGCGCUGCACAGGAAGAUCAAGAAUGAGGCUGUGGUGUUUCCGGAGGAGCCAGAGGUCAGCGAGGAGCUCAAGGACCUAAUCCUGAAGAUGUUAGACAAGGAUCCCGAAACAAGAAUUGGGGUGUCAGAUAUCAAGUUGCACCCUUGGGUGACCAGGAAUGGGGAGGAGCCCCUUCCGUCAGAGGAGGAGCACUGCAGUGUGGUGGAGGUGACUGAGGAGGAGGUGAAGAACUCUGUCAAGCUCAUCCCCAGCUGGACCACGGUGAUCCUCGUCAAGUCCAUGCUGAGAAAGCGCUCCUUCGGGAACCCGUUCGAGCCCCAAGCACGCAGGGAAGAGCGAUCCAUGUCUGCUCCAGGAAACUUACUGAUGAAAGAAGGGUGUGGUGAAGGGGGCAAAAGCCCUGAGCUCCCUGGUGUCCAAGAAGAUGAGGCUGCAUCCUGAUUCUCUGCAUGUGCCCAGGGCCACCAGGCAGCACGUUCAUCCCACGCCUCCAGAGGCCCACCGCCCUCAUGCAACAGCUGCCCCUGCAGGCAGGGGGCUAGGGGCUGUAGCCCCUCUCCUGGUCCCCCUUCCCUACUGUACUGCAUGAUCUCUGCGUGGGCAUGUCCAGGGACAGAUUGGAAUGUGUGUCAUCUGGGGUUGGGGAUUGGGGGUAGGGCUCCUAGGGCACCUUCCUCUCAGUCCUAGCUCUAUGUGGCCUGACUCAGCUGUGGGGAAGCCAGGGGCCCACAGAACCUGACUGGUUGGCAUGGCCCAAGGCAGGGGGCAAGAGACUGAGCUGGCAGGUGGAACCUAGCUCAGCUGCUACACUAGAAGGAGAGUAUUGCCCACCUGGGUGAAGAGGUGCCAGAGAUAGUGUGUGCUCAGAGUGCUGUGGUACAGAGGCUCUGCCCUUGUGUGCCUCAGGGAGAGAGAGCAGUGAUGGAGAAUUCAGAUUCCCUUUAUGUUGUCUUUUGCUUUUAAUUCUAACCUGAGAAAUGGGGAAAACUGUACUAGGGAACAUCUAAGGAACCUCUCUUCAGCUUUCGGGGGUUCCCAACACACCCACCAUUAUUCAGCAGCCAGAUGGAGUGGAUUGACCUUCUUGGAUUGUUCUGUAUUUGGAACCAUCUGGAAAAAUGGGCUGAAUUGAAUCACACUGGGAGCACAGGCCUGAGCCUGAAGCAACACUUCCUCCUUACCUGCCUCCCUUCUUCCUUCAUGGCUCCGAAAGCCACACUAGGGCUGACACUGGCCAAGUGCUGUGGACUCAGGGCUGUGGCCUUGAGUUUUCUGAAACAACUGGAAUCCAAUCUCUGAUCCUCGCUGGCUUUCCUGUCACAUUCCUACAAUGAAGGAGAAACUGUUGGGCUCAGAGGCCAGGCUGGAUGAGGCACCUUGCAGGGCUACGCAGACUGGCACACAGCCUCCCUGUCUACCGCCUUGCGCCCAGGACCGGACAGUUGCCAGCCAGCAUGCCCAGAGCUGGAGCACGGGGACAUGUGUGUGGGCAGCACCUUCUGCAGUGGGCUUCUUAUCUCUCUGGGAUCAGUGAGUGCUGGCUGGCUUGAUGUUUACUAACCAGAUGCUCAAGGGUGGACCCCCGAAAGGGAAGUACAUAGCGCUCAGAUGCCACCCCUGAACACAUGGGCCACAAGGGCUUCAUACCGCAGGAGGGCUGGUCUGCUGAAGAAGGAGCUGCGUGGGCGGAGGGCCCAAGUCCUGCUGCAUCUCCGUGCCUGCAGGUGCACGUUGCACCCCCACGCACACGCAUGUGCGUACCCAUCUGCUGCACACAGCACACUCGCAUUUCUUGCACCAGUACAUGUAUCUGUAACAUAGUUUCUAUUAUCUAUUUAAUAGUAGGAGCAGACUGUGGCCUGUUGUCAAUGGGCCCACCCUUCUCCCCAACUCCUUUGCAUUAAGGCAGUCCUCAACCCAGGGCUUAAACAACAAUUCAAUAUUACCUUUAAGAACACUUUUAUAGAGGUAAAGGGACACAAGUUAAAAGCCAAUCACUGGCCAGCAAGCUUUCCUGAGCAUUUCCGUGCAGGUGCCUGCCUGUGAAGGCCAGGGCGUGUGGGGCUUUAUGGCUGGACCCAGCCUUGGAAAAAGUUCAGAGGUGAGCAGCUGGGCUUCACUGCCUGUGACAGCCUGGGAGGAGUGUCCAUCUCAUUACUGAGGGUUUGGUUGGCAUCAUUGUUUUUGAAUGUAGCAUAAAUGAUGAACAAGCUCCAUAAGAGUGUUUUAAAAAUUAACUUCCCAGGAAGUGAGUUAAAAAUAA
This is a messenger RNA of Octodon degus (degu), 3544 nucleotides long. It is a transcript of the gene Camkk1, whose product is annotated as calcium/calmodulin dependent protein kinase kinase 1. The transcript is spliced from 17 exons. Lineage: Eukaryota; Metazoa; Chordata; Mammalia; Rodentia; Octodontidae. Gene Ontology annotation, molecular function: protein kinase activity; ATP binding. The record is from RefSeq and is a predicted model, not a curated record. Bases 205 to 1722 code for a protein of 505 amino acids. Gene Ontology annotation, biological process: CAMKK-AMPK signaling cascade; protein phosphorylation; activation of protein kinase activity.